Messenger RNA from Oryza brachyantha (malo sina), 993 nucleotides. Its product is annotated as pathogenesis-related thaumatin-like protein 3.5. The transcript is spliced from 3 exons. Gene Ontology annotation, biological process: defense response. The record is from RefSeq and is a predicted model, not a curated record. Gene Ontology annotation, cellular component: extracellular region. Bases 1 to 993 code for a protein of 330 amino acids. Lineage: Eukaryota; Viridiplantae; Streptophyta; Magnoliopsida; Poales; Poaceae.
AUGGGAGAGCCAAGAACUUGCAGGCUAUGGCUUCUUGUGCUGGCAAUGGCUUCUUGGGUGUACACUUCAAUGGCCAUGACGUUUACUAUAGCGAACUACUGUUCGCACCCGAUAUGGCCGGGGACGCUCGCCGGCGCCGGCACGUCGCAGCUGUCGACGACGGGGUUCAGGCUUGACCCGGGGCAGACGGUGCAGCUGGCCGCGCCGGUGGGGUGGUCGGGGCGGAUAUGGGCGCGGACGGGGUGCGUGUUCGACGCGGACGGCGUCGGCGUGUGCCAGACGGGCGACUGCGGCGGGCGCAUGGAGUGCCGCGGCGCCGGCGCGACGCCGCCGGCGACGCUGUUCGAGGUCACGCUGGGGAAGGGCGGCGGCGAGGACUUCUACGACGUGAGCCUCGUCGACGGCUACAACCUCCCCGUCGUCGCCAUCCCGCGCGCGCAGCAGGGCGGCGCCGCCGCCUGCAACACCACCGGCUGCAUGGCUGACCUCAACCGCUCGUGCCCGAGGGAGCUGCAGGUGGACUGCGGCGGCGGCGGCGCGAUCGCGUGCCGGAGCGCGUGCGAGGCGUUCGGGCAGGACAGGUACUGCUGCAGCGGCGCGUUCGACACGCCGGCGGCGUGCCACCCGACGGCGUACUCCACCAUCUUCAAGUCGGCGUGCCCGCGCGCCUACAGCUACGCCUACGACGACUCCACCUCCACCUUCACCUGCAAGGCCUACGACUACACCGUCGCCUUCUGCCUCCCGACCUCCGGGAUAAAGAAGUCCGACGCCAUGUUCCUUGGAGCACAGAUCAUCGACGGCGAUGGCAAUGCGCCGCCGGUUUACAGCGGCAGCGGCGGCGGCGGAGGCAGCAAUAGGCCGCCGAUCUACUACAAUGGCGGUGGACGCGGACAUGAGCCUGAGACGAUGACGACGCCGUCGUCGUCGUCGGCGGCGAGCACAAGAUACACCCAGCCAUGGCUUCUGCUGCUGCUCGUCUUCCUUUUCUGA